This is a messenger RNA of Lactuca sativa (garden lettuce), 1731 nucleotides long. RefSeq lists its product as uncharacterized. NCBI's taxonomy places the organism in Eukaryota, Viridiplantae, Streptophyta, Magnoliopsida, Asterales, Asteraceae. The record is from RefSeq and is a predicted model, not a curated record.
AUGGAUCCUGCAGAUACCAAAAAAAAGAUAAGAAUUCCCUGUCCAUGUGUUAAGUGUGUAAACCACAUAUGUCAUUCGGUGGAUGUGGUAGAUGAUCAUCUAUUCAGGAAUGGAAUUGAUCAAACAUACACAAAUUGGAAUAAGCAUGGAGAAACAGAAGAACCACCAAGAAGUUAUGUAUAUGAACAUAAUUUUGACAUGGAUACGUCAAACGUUGUAGAUUCCACGAACAUGAACACAGAAAUGCCAACAGAUGCUGCAGAAACUAUAGAGAUGGUUGAAGCUGUAGAAGAAAAUUUUAUUGGGAACCCUGAUAAGUUUAGAGAACUGAUAGAGGAUGCCGAGAAGCCCCUAUACACAGGGUGUCUUAAUUUCACAAAGUUAUCUGCAAUCAUUCAACUACUCAACUUGAAGAAAGGAAACGAAAUGUACAAUAGUACAUAUGAGGCAAAAAAAGCAUUUAAGGCAAUGGGUUCAGGGUAUACUAAGAUACAUGCCUGUGUCAACAAUUGUAUACUUUACAGAAAAGAAUACAUAGAUUUGGUAGUAUGUCCUACUUGUGGUAAAUCAAGAUGGAAGGUUGAUGAACAAAAAAAUAAAAUUUACAACAAUAUUCCUGCAAAAUGUUUGUGGUACUUUCCUAUUAUUCCGCGCUUCAAGUGUCUUUUCCAGUCUAAGACAACUACAAAAGAUUUAACAUGGCACGCAACAGAAAGAAUGGUGGAUGUUGGAGUUUUAAGUCACCUAGCUGAUUCACCAGCAUGGGCUGCCAUUGAUGACAAAUAUCCUGAUUUUGCUAGCGAACCAAGGAAUUUGCGACUAGGCAUUUCGGCGGACGGGGUUGAUGUGAACAGAGGAAAUAGGAGUCAUAGUGUUUGGCCUGUUUUAACUGUCAUUUACAACCUUCCACCAUGGUUGUGUAUGAAGAGAAAGUUCAUCAUGCUUUCGUUAUUGAUUUUGGGAACACCAGGAAACGAUAUUGAUGUGUUCCUAGCACCUUUAAUUGAUGAUCUGCAAUUAUUAUUUGAUUUUGGAGUUGAAACAUACGAUGCAUAUGCACAAGAGCAUUUUAAACUACGUGCAGUUGUGUUAUGGACUAUUAAUGAUUAUCCUGCUUUAGGUACAUUAAGUGGUUGCCCAUACAACGGUUUUCAAGGUUGCUUUGUGUGUGGUGAAGAGACACACUGCAUUAGACUCCCUGAAUCGAAUAAGCAGAGUUAUGCUGGUCAUAGAAGAUUUCUACCGUAUGAUCACCCGUUCAGAAGACAAAAGAAGGCAUUCAAUGGACAACAAGAGUUCUCACCCUCUCCAGAACCUAUGAAUGGGGAGGAAAUAUAUAACAUGGUUAAAUUUAUAAUUAAUAAAUGGGGAAAGGUUAAUAAGGGCAAGGAGGCAGAAAUCCAACAAGCAACAAGUGGAAGAGGUGGGAAUAUGAAUAAAAAAAGAGAAAAUCACACCAACUGGAACGUGGGUGAGAGUUUAACAGGAACUGUUUUGAACGUUCCUGGGAAGACGAAAGAUGGUUAUAAAGCUCGAUUGGAUUUGGUUCAUUAUGGUUUGAAACCAGAGUUGCAUCCUCAGAUAGAAGGGAACAACACAACACUUCCCGCAACAGGUUGUACAUUGACAAAAGAGGAAAAAAACAAAUUCUGUGAGACUUUAUACAACUUAAGGGUUCCUCAAGGGUAUUGUUCUAAUUUUUCUAGUUUGCAAAUAAAUCAUAGUGGAUGA